This is a messenger RNA of Lolium rigidum, 1656 nucleotides long. RefSeq lists its product as uncharacterized. The transcript has a single exon. NCBI's taxonomy places the organism in Eukaryota, Viridiplantae, Streptophyta, Magnoliopsida, Poales, Poaceae. The coding region runs from base 46 to 1509 and encodes 487 amino acids. Gene Ontology annotation, molecular function: protein binding. The record is from RefSeq and is a predicted model, not a curated record.
GUGGACAUUAAGAACAAGAAGGGGUCUCGUCGCAGCCACAAAGCGAUGCAGAAAGCCGCAGCUAGCCAUGAAGUUUCUGGCGAAACCGGAGGAGAUGGGCUUAGUAAGCUGCCCAGUGACAUUCUACUCGACAUCCUCGAGAGGGUGGACACGCUAGAUGUCUUAAGAACUUGCAUCCUCUCAAAGCGAAUGCUGAAGCUCCCCACCAUGCUCUCUCGGUUUGAUUUAAAUAUUGCUUCCCUUAUACGUCACCAUGACCUGGCGUCCCAUGGGUUCAACACUGCUCACAUUGCUCGGUACAACAAUGUUGUUUCUGGGGUCACGGAGAAGGUCCUGAGUGCAAGGAAUCUAGAGAUCCCCAUCCUAAAGCUGACGGGUAGAUUCUAUUUGAGGCGUGAUGAAUGUUUCUCCAUCGGCAGAGCUUUUGCCCGCAUCAUGGAAACCCAGAAGGUCGACGAAACUGAGUUUACGCUCGUCACAGAGAAGAGCUGUGCCAAAUGCGGUCGCGACGAUCUACUCUGCUACGCGAAGCUGUUCAAUACCUGGUUUGGUGACUGUCCAGUCGUAUUUGCUGGCCUUACACGCCUGUGGCUGUGCAACAUGAGGUUUGCUGAACAUGACAUCUCCAACAUGCUCAGCACCUGCAAACGGCUGCGGAAUCUGCGCCUCGCCUACUCUGACGCAGGGGUCGGUUCGGUGCUACAAGUAGAGCACGAUGAACUUGUUGAGCUCAGCAUCGAGCAUGGAAAAUUUGAGGCAGUCCAGCUCAACUGUGUACCAAAACUCCAACGAGUGAACUAUACUGGUUGGUCUUACCCAUACCCCAACCUGUCUUUUGGUUGUGUCCCGCAGCUUUCACGGCUAAGUCUCAUACUAAUGGGUAUUAGUUUUACCAAGAAUCUCCACUUAAGUUAUCUCCUUGCUAGUGUCCCCUCGAGGAUAAUCGACCUGCAUCUGGAUUUUAAAAGUGAAAAGAUUUGGGUUGUACCAGAAUGCCCGAAGCUGCUUGCCCCUGUGCUCUGCAAAUUACGGGUUGUGAAUCUGGUUAAUCUUCCUGAAGGAUGUGAUAUUGCUUGGACCAUGUUCAUUAUCGAAGCUGCACCAGCCCUGAAGGAGAUGUGCAUCAGGGUUUGGGAUCAUUGGUGUAAAAUGGUCACAGACCAGGAAUUUAGAAAGAAAAAUGGUUACUGCCAGAAAGCAAAUGUGGAGUGGCAACCAUUUGCUAGUGAUUUCAAGCACAAGAAUCUGGUUAAGCUGACCAUCUACGGCUUCCAACCUGAUGAAUACUUUUUGCUGUACGUUAGGAGCGUGUUGGAAGUUGCGGUGAACAUGGAGGAGGUAUCUCUGCAGGACAGGGAGGCGUGUAAGCGCUGUGGGCACUUGGAUCCAAGCAUCAAGGUUUCUCCUUCAAGAUAUCCGCAGACUGGCGAGGAGAAGAAUAUGUUAAGGGAGGAGAUCACUAAGGAGCUGCGGAUGGUUUCGCCUGGUGUUAUUCGCUUUGAGCCGUAAUAACUGAUAAAACGAGAUGCAUGCCAUCAGUAUGGUCUAGAGUCUGUGUAUUAAAAGAUGCAUGGUAUCGUAUUAUGUUGCCGAACACUGUAAAUAAGCAAGCACCUGGUGUACACUUUAUUUCUUCUUCUUGUUGUUUAAUAAAUU